This is a messenger RNA of Physella acuta, 1604 nucleotides long. RefSeq names its product valacyclovir hydrolase. NCBI's taxonomy places the organism in Eukaryota, Metazoa, Mollusca, Gastropoda, Physidae. The record is from RefSeq and is a predicted model, not a curated record. Gene Ontology annotation, molecular function: serine hydrolase activity.
UUUUUGUGUAAGCCGAAUCCUAAUUGUUUUCAGUUUGUUCUUCUAGGCUAAGAAAAAAUCACUGGUUUUCUUAAUUUUUAAAAUAAGAAUGAUUUCCCUUUGAUUGGAAAUUUCCAAUUUUAUUAAAAGUAGUAACGGUUGUUUCUAAAAUACUACCCAUAUAAAAUUGGCCCACUGCUGAUUAUUGAUUAUUAUUAAAAUAACAAAAACUUAGUAUAAAUUAACUUUACAAGCAGAGUACAGAUUAUAUUCUAAAUGCAUCCUUUCUAAAGCGAUUAAUUUUAAACUAAUUACUUAGACUAUUUGGAAAAAAUUAAUUGAACAGUUAUGUUUACUACACCGUUGAGAAGAAUAACAACUUUACUUUUACAAGCUUUGUAAUCGAAAAAUGAGAAAUGGCCAAAAGAUUGUUUUGUAUAAUUAAACGUCUUGGGAAUAAACCUUCUGUUAAGAGGUUAAACGUUGAUUCCUGGUCAUUAUUUAAGCGUCCUUUUCACGAAAAUCUAAUCUUAUUUCAGUCAUGUCAGAUUUCAUCGACAUCAUUACCUCAGAGAGACGUAAGUGUAUUAACUUCCCACAAGAAAAAUGUUGAUGGUAUAGACUUCCACUAUGAAGUGAUAGGCAAAGGAGAACAUCAUGUUCUAUUGAUUCCUGGGGCUCUAGGUUUUUCGCGAAUUUUUCUUCCGCAACUGACUGGGCUUAGCAGUGAGAAAUAUACUUUGAUAGCCUUUGACCCCAGAGGAUUUGGUAAGAGUCGGCCACCAGACCGUGACUGGCCUUUAAUGUACAUGCAGCGAGAUGCUGAGGACGCAGCCCAGUUUAUGAAAAGUCUUGGGAUUCCCCGCUACUCCGUGCUCGGCUGGAGUGAUGGUGGCACUGUGGGUUUAAUACUCGCAGCCAACUACACUGGAAGCGUUCAGAAACUGCUCGUAUGGGGUGCCAACGCUUACGUCAAUGAACAAGAUCUGGAGUUUUGUAACUCUGUCAAAGAAGUAAAAGACUGGAGUCCUAAAAUGAGAGAUGCCUACACGGAGGUGUAUGGAGAAGAAUACUUAACAAAACAAUCUAAAGCCUGGGUUCAUGCAACUCACAAUUACUUCACACAAAGAAAUGGUGACAUUUGUAUUGGCAGCUUACCCAACAUUAAAUGCCCAACCCUGAUUGUGAAUGGGCAAAAAGAUUCCAUAAUAUCACAGGAACAUGCUGCAUUUCUGGUGAAACACAUUCCUAAUUGCAAGUUGAUAGAAUGGCCUGAUGGGAAACACAACUUGCACUUACAACACCCCAAACAAUUUAAUGUUUUGGCAGAGGAGUUUCUAGAUGAGGGAAACACCAUCAAAGUUUAGAUUUGUCAUGUGCUUUUGGAGACAGGAAACCCAAAGUUUAGAUGUUUUGUUGGAGCCAGGAAACCCUAAGUUUAGAUGUUUUGUUCUGUUGGAGCCAGGAAACCCAAAGUUUAGAUGUUUUGUUGGAGCCAGGAAACCCAAAGUUUAGAUGUUUUGUUGGAGCCAGGAAACCCUAAGUUUAGAUGUUUUGUUCUGUUGGAGCCAGGAAACCCAAAGUUUAGAUAUGUCUUGUUCUGUUGGAGCCAGGAAACCCAAAGU